AUGUUACUAUUUUUGACAUUUCUAUUGAUUUUACCAUUGAACGCUGACCGAAAACCUUCAUUUCGAACUACAUUUUCAUGUUUCAAAUGCACACAUCAUGAUAAACCUCAAGAAAUGAAAGAAGCAGCAUGUAUGAAAAAAUUUGAUUUAAGUAAAUAUACUCAAGACGAAUGUCAAAGUGAAAAUGGUCCAGGCAAAUGCCUUAAAUCAUAUGAAAAAACGGAAGCACGUACAAAAAAACAAAUUGAAGAUGAUGAACGGUCUGUAACAACACGUAAAUGUGUAUCACAAGGUGAACUUGAUUAUUUAAAAAACAUACGAAACGUUGAUACAACCGACGGAUGUCAUACGAUACGUUCAACGAAAACUAAACAUAAAGUUUAUUGUUUUUGCUCAACGAAUCUAUGUAAUCAUACGCGAAAAAAUUAUAAACUAUCCAUAUUUAGUCUGUUUUUUUGUCUAAUAAUUGUUUUAUUUUAUAAAAUAAAAAUCUAA
Rotaria socialis is the source of this 495-nucleotide messenger RNA. The record is from the annotation of a GenBank genome assembly. Lineage: Eukaryota; Metazoa; Rotifera; Eurotatoria; Philodinida; Philodinidae.